Molecule: messenger RNA, 1063 nt
Organism: Cyprinus carpio (common carp)
Lineage: Eukaryota; Metazoa; Chordata; Actinopteri; Cypriniformes; Cyprinidae
Product: gastrula zinc finger protein XlCGF8.2DB-like
Exons: 3
Coding region: 1-687 (228 amino acids)
Source: RefSeq, a predicted model, not a curated record
AUGUCUGUACUGCCUGAUUUAAGCAGCUUUUGUGAGUGCAGUGCAGAGGUGAUUGAAGAUAAUGAGGAGAAAGAAGAAUUGAAGAACAGCCAAGAAAUCUUUCACCUGCACUCAUGUGGGAAGGGUUUCACACAAAAAUAUCAUCUUGAUGUUCACAUAAGAGUUCAUACUGGAGAGAAACCAUUUACCUGCAUGCAGUGUGGGAAGAGUUUCACACAAAAAUAUCAUCUUGAUGUUCACAUACGAGUUCAUACUAGAGAGAAACCAUUCACCUGUGAUCAGUGCGGGAAGAGUUUCUCACACUCAACAACCCUUAAGGAUCACAUGAACAUCCACACUGGAGAGAAGCAGCACACAUGUGAUAAAUGUGACAAAACAUUUUUGAGAGCUUCGGAGCUGAAGAAGCACAUUAAUGUUCAUCUGAAGGAGAAACCACAUUUAUGUCAUUUGUGUGGAAAGUAUUUUACAUUACUACAACAUUUGAAAGAACAUCAGAAAAUACAUACUGCUGUACAUGUGCUUUCAGUGUGCUUUCAGUGUGAAAAGACUUUUAUUUCAGCAAGCCAUUUAAAACUGCAUGAGAGGAUCCACACUGGAGAGAAACCAUAUCACUGCACUGAAUGUGGGAAGUCUUUCAAUCAAUCAUCUUCUCUACACUCUCACACAAAAAACAUUCACAAUAAGUAGAUCAUCUUCAGAUCUGAUGAGCGUUCUGACCAAAAUGACACUCCAAUCAACCAAUAAAAUAUCUUCCAGAUAAAUCUGUCAUUACUUAUGAAUUAAUAAUAAUUCGAAGAUGGUGCCGAGCAUGUUGUUGUUGCGAGCUCCGAGUAAACUUAGCAGUAUUUCGUUUGUUUUACUUGUUUUUUUGUUGUUCUACGUGUUGGAUGUUGUUUGUAUAACUGUCUACGACAGACACACGCUUCUAAACAUUGGUUCCAACAUCGCAGAACGCAAACCGGACUUUGAGUUCUUGAACGCUGGCGCUUUGUUUACAGACACCGCAUCAGAGCCCUUUGUCUGGGCUGCGCGGGCGCGACCGAGGAAACGCCGCCGGAAAAGA